This is a messenger RNA of Dentiscutata erythropus, 409 nucleotides long. The record is from the annotation of a GenBank genome assembly. NCBI's taxonomy places the organism in Eukaryota, Fungi, Glomeromycota, Glomeromycetes, Diversisporales, Gigasporaceae.
UUUAUUUGUAUUGCAAAAUUACGAUAUUGACGAAGAAGCUAAGGAAUUGGACUUUAAACAACUAGAAAAAACAGAUAAAUCCACUUAUGAAGAAUUAAGUUCUAAUUCGGGUGUUGUCUCAAGUGCCGAAACGAAAGGUGCUCCGGUGGAAACAGAAAGCAUCUAUAAAAACCUUACCAGUGGGUUGACAAGCGUUUACGAAUCAACUACCAAUAUUACUAAGGAUCUUGGAAAAUAUAUUGAGGAUGCACUUACCUCUGACACUGAUGAACAUGAUCAACGUGAAAAAGAAGAAGCAUUAAUUGUAGUGCGAUCAAAAACAACACCUGAAGAAACUAAAUCUAUUACCACAACUCAAAAAGCAAACGGAUGCUUUGAAUUGAGUGAAAAUGUUAUCAAGGAAUUACAU